Molecule: messenger RNA, 711 nt
Organism: Ailuropoda melanoleuca (giant panda)
Lineage: Eukaryota; Metazoa; Chordata; Mammalia; Carnivora; Ursidae
Gene: POLR1D
Product: RNA polymerase I and III subunit D
Exons: 2
Coding region: 108-509 (133 amino acids)
Biological process (GO): transcription by RNA polymerase III; transcription elongation by RNA polymerase I
Cellular component (GO): RNA polymerase III complex; RNA polymerase I complex
Molecular function (GO): DNA binding; protein dimerization activity
Source: RefSeq, a predicted model, not a curated record
UUCCGUCCGUCGUUCCUUCCUUCCUGCUUCGCCUGCACGUUUCGCGAUAUGGGUUAGCGCCUCCGAUCCGCCAGCACCACCUGAGGAUCCCGGAAGCCGUCCCCGCGAUGGAAGAGGACCAGGAGCUGGAGAGAAAAAUAUCUGGAUUGAAGACCUCAAUGGCUGAAGGCGAGAGGAAGACAGCCCUGGAAAUGGUCCAGGCAGCUGGAACAGAUAGACACUGUGUGACAUUUGUAUUGCACGAGGAGGACCAUACCCUAGGAAAUUCUCUUCGUUACAUGAUCAUGAAGAACCCGGAAGUGGAAUUUUGUGGUUACACUACAACCCAUCCUUCAGAAAGCAAAAUUAAUUUACGCAUUCAGACUCGGGGUGCUCUUCCAGCUGUUGAGCCAUUUCAGAGAGGCUUGAAUGAGCUCAUGAAUGUCUGCCAACAUGUGCUUGACAAGUUUGAGGCCAGCAUAAAGGAAUAUAAGGAUCAAAAAGCAAGCAGAAAUGAAUCCACAUUCUAGUCCCUUAUGCACUAUACGAGGAGGACUAUCCUCUAGGAUAUUCUCUUCGUGAUCUUGCAAAACCCAGAAGUAGAAGUUUGUGAUUACAACACGAUCUGUCCUUCAGAAAGGCGUGCUUCUAGCUAUGACCCAUUACAGCUGUUGGAAUCCCCGCAAGAACCUUUGUACUCAUCUAAUAAAUUCCCUCUUUUAUUUAAACUAA